AUGGGAUGUCGAAAGGUCCGCGAACCAGAAGGUCUCACGUCGUUCAAAGACCUCCCAGUCAUCGACCUUUCAGACAUUGACAGCCCCGACCAACAGAAGCAACGAGCCCUGGCGUCCAAGAUCUACGAUGCCUGCACCCAGGUCGGAUUCUUCUACAUCAAGAACCAUGGCAUCUCAAAAGACUCUGUCGCUUCAAUCAAGUCCGAGGCUCAACGCUUCUUCAAGGAUCUCUCACCGGAACAGAAGAUGAAGAUCAGCCGUGAAAAGAGUCAAUUCCAUCUUGGUUAUGAUCCCUACAGAGCUGCUCGCAACGGCGGCAAGAAGGCACACCCCUACGAGAGCAUAUUGAUUGGACGUGAGGUCCAAUUUGACAAGGAGUACCGCGACACCGUGGAUCCAAAGGAUGAUGCUCACAACCAGUGGCCAGAAGAUGACGAGUUGCCCGGAUUCAAGUCUUCUGUUGGAAGCUAUUAUGAACAAAUGACGAGCCUCAGCCGCAAGCUCGUUAGCAUCUUCGCCCUGUCGCUGGAGCUCGACAAGACCUUCUUCGACGACAAGAUGUCGAAGCCAGGCUCACUGCUGUCUUUGAAUUACUAUGCGGCCCAGAGCGAGGGCAAGCAAGCUAGUAUUCAUGCUCACACCGACCAUGAGUUAUUCACAAUCCUCUUGCAGAGCGAUGGGAUCAAUGCUUUAGAAGUCGUCAACGGGGAAGGGGUGUGGGUGCCUGCGAAGCCCAUCCCGGACACGUUUGUCGUCAACAUUGGCGAUGCACUCUCCAUCUGGACGAACAAUGUUUUCCUUUCGACUUUACACCGAGCGACCAACACUUCAGGAGUUGAACGGUACUCGAUCCCGUUCUUCUUCGGGGUUGACUACGACUGCGUGAUGCACACUCUGCCUUCCUGCGUCUCCGAGGCUCGACCUGUGAUCUACAAGCCCGUUACUCAAGCGGAACACUACCUCUCGAAGAUGAACACAGCAUACGGUGCUAGCAGUCUAGUAGCAGCCUGA
This is a messenger RNA of Exophiala viscosa, 1011 nucleotides long. RefSeq names its product Clavaminate synthase-like protein. Gene Ontology annotation, molecular function: 2-oxoglutarate-dependent dioxygenase activity. The record is from RefSeq and is a predicted model, not a curated record. The transcript has a single exon. NCBI's taxonomy places the organism in Eukaryota, Fungi, Ascomycota, Eurotiomycetes, Chaetothyriales, Herpotrichiellaceae. Bases 1 to 1011 code for a protein of 336 amino acids.